Messenger RNA from Seminavis robusta, 711 nucleotides. The record is from the annotation of a GenBank genome assembly. Lineage: Eukaryota; Bacillariophyta; Bacillariophyceae; Naviculales; Naviculaceae.
AUGAAGUCUGUCCUGACAUUCCUCGUUACUUUUCUAGCUCUGACUGUCAGCAGCUAUGGGUUUCAGUUUCUGGCUCCGAGACCACCGGCGUCCUACAGAGUUAGCAGUGGAAGAACGUUUCUUCUUCAAAUGGGGCUCUUCGAUGGCAUCGCCAAGGCAUUUCAGAACGAGGAGUUCGCAGCUCCACCGGAAGGUAUCAAGGCAACCGCACGGCACAUUUUGUGCAAAUCCAAAGAUGACGCCGACAUGGUCCUGGACAAGAUCAACCAAGGUGGUUCCUUUGCGAGUCUGGCCAGCGAAUACUCUUCCUGUCCCUCCAAGAGUCAAGGCGGGUCCUUGGGAAGUUUUAGACCAGGAGUUAUGGUACCAGAGUUUGAUAAAGUGAUUUUCGAUCCAGAAACGGAACUGAAUCAAGUAGUGGGACCCGUCGCGACACCGUUUGGAUACCACCUGAUCCUUGUGGAAAAACGAACAGGCGUUUAGCAACCAUGCAAUAUAAAGGCUUGGUGCAACCAGAACAAUUCAUUCCCAGAUAAUGCUGUCUGGACUACUAGCUAGCUAGAUUGUGGGUUCUUCAGCUUUUAUAAAUCCACAGAAUAGACGAGUGAGCUUGCGAACAAUCUACGUAUUGCUGCUGCUGAUGUCACAAUCUGCUACCAUAUGCAUAGAAUCGAAUCUUAUUUUUGUAGCUUGCGGAAUAUCAUUGGUAGC